Messenger RNA from Capsella rubella, 1315 nucleotides. RefSeq names its product 1-aminocyclopropane-1-carboxylate oxidase homolog 7. NCBI's taxonomy places the organism in Eukaryota, Viridiplantae, Streptophyta, Magnoliopsida, Brassicales, Brassicaceae. The transcript has 3 exons. The record is from RefSeq and is a predicted model, not a curated record. The coding region runs from base 32 to 1066 and encodes 344 amino acids.
GAGAAGAAAGAAGAGAUUAAAAAAAAAACAAAUGGUGGCCGAAAACUCGAUCGACAGCUCCUAUGGAGUGACCAAGGUUCCUCCUAUCUUUGGCUUUCCUCCAGUUGCCUUAGACGACAAGAAACCUUGUGUUUCUGCAUCGGAUUUUGCAGUCCCUAUCAUCGACUUUUCAGGCGUCCACGUAGAUGCAGUGUCACGUGAAGGCGUUGUGGAGAAGAUCAAAGACGCUGCAGAGAAGUGGGGAAUCUUCCAGGUGAUCAACCAUGGUGUUCCUUCAAGUGUUCUUGAUGAUAUUAAAGAUGGAGUUGUCAGAUUUCAUGACGAAGAUCCCGAGGUUAAGAAAUCUUACUUCUCCCUUGACUUCGCAAAAACAUUCAUCUACCACAAUAACUUCGAACUGUACAGUUCGUCUUCUGGUAACUGGAGAGACUCUUUCGCUUGUUACAUGGCUCCUGAUCCUCCAAACCCAGAGGAGAUCCCUGUGGCUUGCAGAGAUGCUAUGAUGGGAUACUCGGUGCACGUGAUGAGCGUAGCUGGUAUGCUCUUUGAACUUCUCUCGGAAGCUCUUGGUUUGAGCUCAGAGAGCCUUAAGAGUAUGGGUUGCAUGAAGGGUAUGCAUAUGAUAUGCCACUAUUACCCUCCCUGUCCACAACCUGACCUAACUUUGGGAACAAGCAAGCACUCCGACAACACCUUUAUCACCAUUCUUCUUCAGGACAACAUCGGGGGUCUUCAAGUUCUUCAUCAAGACUGUUGGGUCGAUGUCUCCCCUCUUCCUGGGGCACUUGUCAUCAACAUCGGAGAUUUCUUGCAGAUGAUGACGAACGAUAAGUUCAGAAGCGCGGAGCAUAGGGUGCUUGCUAACAGAGUUGGACCGAGGGUCUCAGUAGCGUGCUUUUUCAGCUCGUGUAUGAAUGAAAAUUCCACGGUUUACGGACCAAUAAAGGAGCUUCUGUCUGAAGAAAAUCCCCCAAAAUACAGAGAAUUCACUGCACCAGAGUACUCCAAGGGAUACAUUGAGAAAGGUCUUGAUGGAACAUCGUAUCUGUCGCAUUACAGGAUAUGAAACGAUAAGUCUAAGACCAAUAUUCAGUUUGAUGCAACUAUAUAUGUGGGGAUCUAAGUUCUUAUCCAAGUUAAAGCUUCUCUGUUUUUGGGUCUGCAAUAACUAAACCAUUAUACCAAAAUGUUGUGUCGAAACAUUUGUGCUUUCCUAAUUCCUACCAGUCAUAUUCCUAUAUUUAUAGCAUAGUAAAUGUUUUAUAUUGGAUCUAGAGAUGCAAAUUUUUAUUUAAUCAGGGUUUUAAUUAUACCA